UUAGCCACGAAGUCUUCACCUUGCAUCAGCCACGAAGUCUACACCUUGAAGCAUCAGCCACGAAGUCUACACCUUGGAGAGGAUGGCCAUGGAAACCGAACGGCAGAUACCAUGAUAGCUUCCAUAAGCAUCGACGUUUAAGUUGCCCUGUUCCUGCUAAACUCAGAUCGCAUUCAGAAAGCCAUCGAGGUAUCCAGCGAGCGCUUCUCAUCAUAACUGAAAUGGGUGACAGAAAAGGAAGAGCAUCAUUUUAUGGAAUCCUAAGUGAUUUGUUUGCGUCUCUCGGGCAGUACGAGAAGGCUGAAGAUUAUCUCAAUAAAGCGCUUGCCAUCAGAAUUGAUAUUGGCGACAGAAAAGGAGAGGCAGCUGACUACAGAAACCUAAGUAUUGUAUUUCAGUCGCUUGGGCAAUAUGACAAGGCUGAAGUGUAUCUCCAAAAAGCGCUUGCCAUCAGUACUGAUAUUGGCGACCGAAAUGGAGAGGCAGCUAACUAUAGAAGCCUUGGUACUGUGUUUCAGUCGCUCGGACAAUACGGCAAGGCUAAAGAGUAUAUCCAAAGAGCGCUUGCCAUCAGUACUGAGACUGGCGACAGAGGAAGAGAGGCAGCUGACAACAGAAACCUAGGUACCGUGUUUCAGUCGCUUGGGCAAUAUAAUAAGGCUGAAGAGUAUCUCCAAAAAGCGCUUGCCAUCAGUACUGAUAUUGGCGACCGAAAUGGAGAGGCAGCUGACUAUAGAAGCCUUGGUACUGUGUUUCAGUCGCUCGGACAAUACGGCAAGGCUAAAGAGUAUCUCCAAAAAGCGCUUGCCAUCAGUACUGAGACUGGCGACAGAGGAAGAGAGGCAGCUGACAACAGAAACCUAGGUACCGUGUUUCAGUCGCUUGGGAAACAUAAUAAGGCUGAAGAGUAUCUCCAAAAAGCGCUUGCCAUCAGUACUGAUAUUGGCGACCGAAAUGGAGAGGCAGCUGACUAUAGAAGCCUUGGUACUGUGUUUCAGUCGCUCGGACAAUACGGCAAGGCUAAAGAGUAUCUCCAAAAAGCGCUUGCCAUCAGUACUGAGACUGGCCACAGAGGAAGAGAGGCAGCUGACAACAGAAACCUAGGUACCGUGUUUCAGUCGCUUGGGCAAUAUAAUAAGGCUGAAGAGUAUCUCCAAAAAGCGCUUGCCAUCAGUACUGAUAUUGGCGACCGAAAUGGAGAGGUAGCUGCCUACAGAAGCCUUGGUACUGUGUUUCAGUCGCUCGGACAAUACGGCAAGGCUAAAGAGUAUCUCCAAAAAGCGCUUGCCAUCAGUACUGAGACUGGCGACAGAGGAAGAGAGGCAGCUGACAACAGAAACCUAGGUACCGUGUUUCAGUCGCUUGGGCAAUAUAAUAAGGCUGAAGAGUAUCUCCAAAAAGCGCUUGCCAUCAGUACUGAUAUUGGCGACCGAAAUGGAGAGGCAGCUGACUACAGACGCCUUGGUAAUGUGUUUAUGUCUCUCAAGCAGUAUGAUAAGGCUGAAGAGUAUUACCAAAAAGCGCUUAUCGUCGUAACUGAAAUGGGUGAAAGAAAAGCAGAAGCAUCAUGUUGUGGAAUCCUAAGUAAUGUGUGUCUGUUUCUCGGGCAGUACGAGAAGGCUAGUGAUUAUCUCCAAAGAGCGCUUCUCAUCACAACUGAAAUAGGAGACAGAAAAGGAGAAACAUUAUGUUAUGGAAACCUUGGUAAUGUGUUUGACCAUCUCGGGCAGUACGAGAAGGCUGAAGAUUAUCUCAAUAGAGCGCUUGCCAUCAGAAUUGAUAUUGGCGACAGAAAAGGAGAGGCAGCUGAAUACAGAAACCUAAGUAUUGUAUUUCAGUCGCUUGGGCAAUAUGACAAGGCUGAAGAGUAUCUCCAAAAAGCGCUUGCCAUCAGUACUGAUAUUGGCGACCGAAAUGGAGAGGCAGCUGCCUACAGAGGCCUUGGUACUGUGUUUCAGUCGCUCGGACAAUACGGCAAGGCUAAAGAGUAUAUCCAAAAAGCGCUUGCCAUCAGUACUGAGACUGGCGACAGAGGAAGAGAGGCAGCUGACAACAGAAACCUAGGUACCGUGUUUCAAUCGCUUGGGCAAUAUAAUAAGGCUGAAGAGUAUCUCCAAAAAGCGCUUGCCAUCAGUACUGAUAUUGGCGACCGAAAUGGAGAGGCAGCUGACUACAGACGCCUUGGUAAUGUGUUUAUGUCUCUCAAGCAGUACGAUAAGGCUGAAGAGUAUUACCAAAAAGCGCUCAUCGUCGUAACUGAAAUGGGUGAAAGAAAAGCAGAAGCAUCAUGUUGUGGAAUCCUAAGUAAUGUGUGUCUGUUUCUCGGGCAGUACGAGAAGGCUAAUGAUUAUCUCCAAAGAGCGCUUCUCAUCACAACUGAAAUAGGAGACAGAAAAGGAGAAACAUUAUGUUAUGGAAACCUUGGUAAUGUGUUUGACCAUCUCGGGCAGUACGAGAAGGCUAAAGAGUAUCUUGAAAGAGUGCUUGUCAACAGAAAUGAAAUUGGCAACAGAAAAAUGGAAGCAGUAUGCUAUAGACAACUUGGUACUGUGUCUCGGUCUCUCGAGCAAUUCGACAAGGCUAAAGAGUACCUCCAAAAAGCGCUUGCCGUCAGUACUGAGACUGGGGAUAGAGGAGAGGGAACCGACUAUAGAAACUUAGGUAUGGUGUUUCAUUUUCUUGGUCAAUACGGGGAGGCUGAAGAGUGUCUCCAAAGAGCGCUUGCCAUCAGCACUGAGAUUGGCGACAGAGGAGGAGAGGCAGCCGACAACAGAAACCUAAGCUGA
Molecule: messenger RNA, 2786 nt
Organism: Pocillopora verrucosa
Lineage: Eukaryota; Metazoa; Cnidaria; Anthozoa; Scleractinia; Pocilloporidae
Source: RefSeq, a predicted model, not a curated record